AUUUUUUUCACAGCUCUGGUGGAAACCUCUCCUGUGUUGUAGUGUUUGUGUGCAUUUACUAUUUUAUGAUGGCAGGAGGCAUAUGGCUUAUAAUAUUGGCAUAUUCUCUUCAUACUAGUUUUAAAUCAUACGCUGCAGGGCUGUGUGGGGAUGAAUUAGAACGUCGAGCUGCAUAUUUCCAUCUUGUCUCAUGGUCUUUGCCUUUGGUCUUAACCAUAACUAUAAUGUUACUAGCUGAGAUAGAAGGAGACUCCCUAGUUGGAAUCUGUUUUUUGUCUCAUACGUUACACAUUCGAAUAGGAUUUUUGCUUCUUCCUGUCAUCAUUAUUGUUGCUAUUGGCUGUUUCUUCCUUAUACAGGGCAUGAUGCGGUUAAUCCGGUUGAAAAUAGAAUGCUUCAACAUUAUUAGUGACUCAGCCAACAGCAAGAUUGUGGAAACCAUAAUUAGACUGGCAGUUCUUACUAUAUCUUUAGUCACCUUCACAGCUAUUACUAUUUAUUGCCAUAUUUAUCAGUAUAAAAACCAGCAUCUUUGGGACGAAGCACUACGAGAAUAUGUUAUGUGUGUGUCAGGUAUGAGAUCUGAUCUUGAAGACAGCAGCGUGUCUCCGAGUUGUAAACUAGCCCAUCGACCAAAUAUAAAUGUACACAAGCUUCAUCUCUUGGCUUUAUUUGGUGCUGGAAUCAUCAUGUCUUCUUGGUGUUGGACUCGCAACACAGUGCAUGCCUGGAAAAGGUUUUUGAGAAGGGUAGCCAAUGUUAAAGAGCAUCACACCCACCCUCAAGGGCUACUAUUUACUCCUUAUUUCGAUAAAGUGGCUGGUGUGUCUUCAGAGGAACCUUUGCGUUUGUCUAAGCAUAAGGUCAUAGCGCAAGCAUUUGCUAAACGUCAUGAUCUUAAUACAGCUGGAAGACUUUCAAUUAGUUUGCACUCACUGCAUGCAGAUCCUAUUGGUUUGAAUUUUGACAUGAACAGUGCAACAUCUGGCGAUUUGUCUUCAGCAUGGGCAACUGCUAUACCUCAUUUGAUGGCAAGGCGUGGAGCAGUAGUUGGGUCAGCAGCUCUUGGACUGCGCAGAAACUCAGUUGACUCAGAAUAUAGCAUAAGUAGAAGGUGAUAUUGAUGUUCUUCACAGA
Messenger RNA from Macrobrachium nipponense, 1137 nucleotides. RefSeq names its product protein smoothened-like. Bases 66 to 1118 code for a protein of 350 amino acids. The record is from RefSeq and is a predicted model, not a curated record. Gene Ontology annotation, molecular function: patched binding; transmembrane signaling receptor activity. Lineage: Eukaryota; Metazoa; Arthropoda; Malacostraca; Decapoda; Palaemonidae. Gene Ontology annotation, cellular component: plasma membrane; cilium; dendrite. Gene Ontology annotation, biological process: pattern specification process; central nervous system development; smoothened signaling pathway. The transcript is spliced from 7 exons.